UUCAACAAUGGAGCUGAAACAGCCAGCAUCCACCAUGUCUGCACAGCCUCCUUCAAUCCCUCAUUUUCUUCUUCGUCUUCCUUCUGUCCUUCUCUGUCUUCUCAUCCUAACGUUCGACCUCUCAAACGCUGAAUUCUGCUACGACAAGGGCAACUUCACGGCCGCCAGCACCUACGCCAAGAACCGUGAGCUUGUCCUCUCUUCUCUCCCUAGCGAUGUGACUUCGAAGGGCGGGUUCUACUCUGGGAACGUAGGGAACGGCUCGGAUGUUGUUUACGUGCUCAGUUUCUGCAGAGGCGACUCUUCGAACGAUAGUUGCUUCAAGUGCUUAAGCUCUGCUGCUGAAGAUUUGAUGAUCAAGUGUCCAAAGCAAAAAGCUGCGGGCACCUGGGGACUGGAGAUGUUCCUUGCAUCAUCCGUUACGCUGAUGUUCCGAUGUACGGCGUGAAGCAGACAUAUCCGACGCGAACGCUUACUAACACC
Molecule: messenger RNA, 483 nt
Organism: Eucalyptus grandis
Lineage: Eukaryota; Viridiplantae; Streptophyta; Magnoliopsida; Myrtales; Myrtaceae
Product: cysteine-rich repeat secretory protein 1-like
Exons: 1
Coding region: 8-448 (146 amino acids)
Source: RefSeq, a predicted model, not a curated record